AGGGAGGGGGAGAGGGAGGUACCCACACAGCUCUCUCUCUCUCUCUCUCUGUGCUUUUUCACAAAAAAGACAGAACUGGGGCUGAAACUGAAACAGGACUGGGAGAGUCACAAUCAAGUUUGGACUUUCUCCUCUGCAGAGCAACUUCUUUGGACGAGGGAGGUAAAGGAGGGAACAGAGAGGAGGAGGAAAACCAGCAGGGGCAGGACAGGGGGGAUAUUUUUCUCACUCAAGUGAGCUUCUUGAAGAGUCUCUCACACACUUUGCUCAUGCUUGUCAUACCUGGGCAAUAAGAGAAGACCGACGGCGACAGAUCACGAGAGAAGUGGCUGAAAGGAGGGAAAACACACAGCUUCCUGGAUAAGGAGCUCUUCCUUGAUCCACUAGGAGGGGGUGGACACAGGACGGGAGGAAGUGGGACUCUGCUCAGUGUGUGUCCAUAUGUCUGUGUGAGUUUGAAUGAGUGUGGGGUUUUCUGACAACUCUACACUCCACCUGGGUGUGUUUUGGUAGUUUAUGUGUGUUGAGAGCCUUCAACAGCCAACACACAGGACUCUGAAUGGCUAAUGUUAGCCCAUGUAUGUCCUCGGGGCCCAUGGCCCAGGUCUUCUUCCCUCCCGGGGGGUCCUCACCUCCAGGCUCAGCUGUGGUGCAGCCGGGGACCCCCAUAUCCAUGCCCUCUACGCCUUCUCAGGUGGGUUUCCCUGUGAUGGACCUGGCCCUGGGGCAGGGUCCUGUGAUACCGUCACUGCCCCCCACUCCAGCAGGUGUUUCCUUCAUCAUCCAGAUCGGUCUGACCAGAGAAUCCGUCCUGAUGCCGCAGCUCGCUGACCUGGCCUACGUGAAGCAAAUCGCCUGCUCCAUUGUUGACACAAAGUUCCCAGAGUGCGGCUUCUAUGGCAUUUAUGACAAGAUUUUGUUGUUCAAACACGACACAUCUACAAACAACAUCUUGCAGCUGGUGAAAGGGGCCAGUGACAUUCAGGAAGGGGAUCUUGUGGAGGUGGUGCUCUCUGCUGCAGCCACAUUUGAAGAUUUCCAGAUUCGGCCCCACGCACUCAAUGUGCACUCAUACCGGGCCCCGGCCUUCUGUGAUCACUGUGGAGAGAUGCUGUUCGGGCUGGUCAGACAAGGACUUAAGUGCGACGGAUGUGGACUAAACUACCACAAGCGCUGUGCAUUCAGCAUCCCAAACAACUGCAGUGGAGCUCGGAAACGGCGUCUUUCCACCACCUCCCUGAGCAGCAGCCAAUCCCUGCGCCUCUCCACCACUGAGUCGGUGUACAGUGUCGGGACGGCCUCCACCUGCUCAGAAGAAGCCAGCCUUGUCCGCUCCCACACACAAAUGCCACGGACCCCUAGUGACGCCAGGCGCUUCUACACGGGCCGACCCGUUCAUUUGGACAAGAUCCUGAUGAGCAAGGUGAAGGUGCCUCACACAUUCGCUGUCCACUCGUACACACGACCGACGGUGUGCCAGUACUGCAAGAGGCUGCUCCGAGGACUCUUCAGGCAGGGCCUGCAGUGCAAAGACUGCAAGUUCAACUGCCAUAAACGCUGUGCGUACAAGGUCCCUAAUGACUGCCUCGGCGAGACAAUCGGAGAAAACAGAAGUAACUGUGACAUGUUAAGCCCCAGUGCGGACCCUGAGGUGCCCAUGGACUACAGCACCGAGUACGACUCUGCAGACAAAUCUUCAAUGGACGACUCAGACGAGGCCUGCAGCAUCCCAGGCUCCUUCUCUCCUGACAACAACCAGGAUGGGACCAGUGGAGACCAGAAUGUGAACAUCCCUCUGAUGAGGGUAGUACAGUCAAUGAGACAAACAACCCGCCGAUCCAGUACAGCUAUAAAGGAAGGAUGGAUGGUUCACUACAGCAAUAAGGACACACUGAGAAAAAGGCACUACUGGCGCCUGGACUGUAAGUGCAUCAUCCUUUUCCAGAACAACACCACCAACAAGUACUACAAGGAGUUCCCUUUGUCUGAGAUUCUAGAGGUCCGUCCUGCAAGCAACUUCAACCUCGUCCCCCCCGGCACAAACCCUCACUGCUUUGAGCUCAUCACAGGCACCAUGUGCUACUUCGUUGGGGAGGACCCCAACACCAUCCCACCACCGUCCUCAAACAAUCCCCAGUCUCUCCCCCCUCAGACCCCCCCCUCACCCAGCCAAGUAGCUCCUAACAGUGGCAUCGGGCGUGAGGUGGCCAAGGCAUGGGAGAGCUCAAUCCGCCAGGCGCUGAUGCCAUCCAUCUUUCAGGAUGCACCAGCUGAGGGGAACACACCGCACAGACAAGCCUCAAUCAGCAUAUCGGUGUCCAACAGUCAAAUCCAAGAGAAUGUGGAUAUUGGUUCAGUGUACCAGAUUUUUGCUGAUGAAGUACUUGGAUCUGGACAGUUUGGAGUUGUGUAUGGAGGAAAGCACAGGAAAACAGGACGGGACGUAGCUGUCAAAGUCAUUGACAAGCUUCGUUUCCCCACCAAGCAGGAGAGCCAGCUGAGGAAUGAAGUGGCCAUCCUGCAGAGUUUACGUCACCUGGGCAUUGUGAACCUGGAGUGCAUGUUUGAGACGCCGGAGAAAGUGUUUGUCGUAAUGGAGAAGCUGCACGGUGACAUGUUGGAGAUGAUCCUCUCCAGUGAGAAAGGCAGGCUGCCCGAGAGACUCACUAAGUUUCUCAUCACCCAGAUUCUUGCAGCUCUGAGGCAUCUGCACUUUAAGAACAUCGUUCAUUGUGACCUGAAACCAGAGAAUGUGCUGCUCGCCUCUGCUGAUCCCUUCCCCCAGGUGAAGCUCUGUGACUUUGGUUUUGCCCGCAUCAUCGGCGAGAAGUCUUUCCGCCGCUCGGUGGUCGGUACCCCUGCCUACUUGGCCCCUGAAGUUUUACUGAACCAGGGCUACAACCGCUCACUGGAUAUGUGGUCAGUGGGCGUCAUCAUGUACGUCAGCCUCAGUGGGACAUUCCCGUUUAAUGAGGACGAAGACAUCAACGACCAGAUCCACAACGCAGCCUUCAUGUACCCUCCCAACCCGUGGAAACAGAUCUCAAGUGAUGCAAUCGACUUGAUCAACAACCUGCUGCAAGUUAAGAUGCGAAAACGCUACAGUGUGGACAAGAGUCUCAGCCAUGUAUACCUACAGGACUAUCAGACGUGGCUUGACCUGCGGGAGCUGGAGACCAAACUAGGCGGGCGUUACAUCACCCACGAGAGCGACGACAGCCGCUGGCAAAUGUUUGCAAAUGAACACACUCUGCCUUACCCCGCUCACCUCGUGCCUCCUCCUCCUGCAUCGGCCUCUGACGACGAGGAGGGCGGGGAGGAUGCAGACAUGCAAGGCCUCACCGAGAGAGUCAGUAUUCUCUGACAUCCAGAGACAAAAAAAGAGGACUCAUGUAGGAAGAAAGACAAGUUGGUAAAAGUCAUUUGGUUUCAAGAAGGAUUUUGUCCAGCAGUUUAUUCUUUUGCAGCCAGACAUGUGUGUGUGCAAGUGCUCUACUUUGCAGCAAUAAAUCAUAUUUUCUCCUCAAGCCUGAGGUCAUCAAAGCAAUUCUCUGAUCAUUUACCUCUAAAAACGUGGGUCCCUUUUUUUAUCUUUUGAAUUGUUUAUAUCUUUCAUUGUGAAGACUGACUUCUUGAGGAGCGUUUGCAGAUAAACUGUCACAUAUUUAAUCAAAAUAAGUCACACUAAUAAGAGGCGGCAUGCUCUUUUGCUUUUGAUACAAAAAGCUUAGGAGCGAGGCACGUUACACCAUCUCAUUACAAAUCAUGAAGGUCUAAAUCCGGUGUGCUUAUUCCUAUUUUUCAAAACAAAUAGGAGUUUAUGUUAAAAAGAAAUGAACCACAUCGAAUGAAAGGAGCAGUGACAUUUGUAUUAAGUGUCUCUGCCGCCUUCAGUAAACACCAGUUCAAUCUCUUUCCUGUGAUGAAAGGCUUUAAAGUGACAAAAGACUUCCUCUCUGCUGGUAAUAACUUAUAUGCAGACGUGCAGGCAGACCCAUCUGUAUUCACAAAUGCGUUCCCAUAAAUGAAAGCCCUGUCCUUAAAACUGGAAGUAUUGAUCCACUGACAGCAAAUCCUCCCAUAAUUACUGCUGGUUUUAAACCACAGUAGACUCUUUGGAAACAUCUCUGAGUAGAGACAUCAUUGUGGGUAUAAAUGAACUAUAGUUCUGGGCCUCUGUUGCGCUUUACAACUUCAUGAGUCAUUUUCAACGUGCAGAUUACACAACAUGCGCCACAGUGGCUGUUGCUGAAAGCUGAAAAUUGCUUCUAUUAUGUUGCCCACUCUAUGAACCGUCUCUGAAAGUGUAUUUUAACGGGGAACACUUCCUCACAGUUGCGUGUAUAUUAGAUUCAAAUUCUAAUAACUGAGCAGGUAAAUGGUCUCUCUCUCUCUCUCUCUUCUUUUUAAAACCUGCUUCAUGUUUAUUGUUUAGAAGAACAGACCUCUCCCUUUAAUGUAAGUGUACAGAUGGACAGCUUAGGUUACUAAACUGGAUGUGGAGAGUGUACGUAGUUUGAUGGUUGUCAAUAUGUUGCAUGUUUCUGUGAAGUAGAAUCGUCUCUAGAUCCAUUUUAAACAUCCUGUAGUUGUGAUGGCUCAUGAUACAUGUGUAUAACCUGAAGCUCAUGUCGUUGUUUAAUAUUCAUAGACUGUGUAGAACAUGUUUGAAGGACCAUCCUAGCCUUUGUAACAGAAAAUACAUACCUUGAAAAAUA
Labrus mixtus (cuckoo wrasse) is the source of this 4718-nucleotide messenger RNA. RefSeq names its product protein kinase D2 (gene prkd2). NCBI's taxonomy places the organism in Eukaryota, Metazoa, Chordata, Actinopteri, Labriformes, Labridae. The transcript has 20 exons. The record is from RefSeq and is a predicted model, not a curated record. Gene Ontology annotation, biological process: protein phosphorylation. The coding region runs from base 560 to 3364 and encodes 934 amino acids. Gene Ontology annotation, molecular function: protein serine/threonine kinase activity; ATP binding.